Anopheles coustani is the source of this 1827-nucleotide messenger RNA. RefSeq names its product homeobox protein Hmx-like. Gene Ontology annotation, biological process: regulation of transcription by RNA polymerase II. Gene Ontology annotation, cellular component: nucleus. The coding region runs from base 1 to 1827 and encodes 608 amino acids. The record is from RefSeq and is a predicted model, not a curated record. Gene Ontology annotation, molecular function: DNA-binding transcription factor activity, RNA polymerase II-specific; RNA polymerase II transcription regulatory region sequence-specific DNA binding. NCBI's taxonomy places the organism in Eukaryota, Metazoa, Arthropoda, Insecta, Diptera, Culicidae. The transcript has 4 exons.
AUGAACCUGGAGGCGAACGUGUCCUCGCCGGAGGUGGACAUCGAUGUGAACGUUGUGUCGAGCCCGGAGCCGAGUCCCCGGCCGCUCGAGAGCCCCCAAGGGCACCCCGGGGUGGCCAGUGACGAUGAGCAGCGCUCCUCGCCCGACACUCAACACCACCAGCCGCAGCCUCAGCCGCCACAGCAGCAGUCUUCCUACGCCGCGCCAACUCAACAACUACCGCAACAAUUAAAGCAGCAGCAUUCGCCAACGCAACCACUGCAGCCGCAACCGCAACCGCAGCAGCAGCAGCAUCACCAACAACAGCACGGUGUUGUUCUGCAGCACCAUUCGGCCAUGGUGGCGGCGGCUGCGGCGGCUGCUGCCUUGCAUCACCAGUCGGCGGCGGCUGCUGCGGCGGCGGCGGCAGCGGUGGCGGUCACCGGGCAGCAGCACGGUUGCGGUUCCUACCACGCGUCGCCGGCGGCGGUCAACAACAGCACCGGCACCAUCAACACCAACAACAGCUCCAGUAACAGCUUCAACCACAGUCCCGACUCCCGGCUCAGUCCGCCGAAAACGCCGCCGGACAGCCAGAUCCAGCCGCAUCACCAACAUCACCACCACCAGCACCACCAUCACCAUCAGCAGCAGCAGCAGCAACACCAGCAGCAGCAUCCUGUACAUCACCAGCAUCCACCGCACCAUCCUCACACACAUAUCAAUCAACUCCAGCACCAAACGCAAACGCAACAGUCGCCGCCUCAGCAGCAGCAGCAGCAGCAACACGCCGUGCAGGCCACGGUCGGCAAAACCUCGACCAAUCCGGGCUACACCAGCUUCUCCAUCUCGAGCAUCCUCAGCCGAACGGAGCCGGUCUCGAAGAAAGGUCUCGGGGUGAUAACACCCGUCGCCUCGCUGCCACUGUCGGCCGCUGCUGCAGCUGCCGCCGCGGCCGCCUCCGUCUCGAACGGAGCCGGCGUCGGACUCGGUGCCAACGGAACUCCAAACUCGCAGGAUGCCGCCAUGCUCUCUAGGUUGGGAUUCAUGUCGCAGUGGAGUGCGAUAGCGAACCGGUACGCGGCCCUCUGCCCACCAGGCUGGCCCUGGCCACCGACGUCACAUCGGAUGCCUUUCCACAGCCCAAACAACGAUAACUCGACGAGCGCAAUCGAAAACCAGUCACCCUCACUGACGCCCCCACCGUCGCAGCAGUCCAAGUCCCCGUCGCCACAUCCGGCCUUCCUCGGAGCGCGGGCCACCGGCUGCGGAGGGGUUGGUGUCGGCGGCCCGGCCGGCGGAGGUGGCUCCGGUGGAGGUGGUGGCGCGGGCGUCGGGAGCAUCGGCGACGACUGCGAAUCGGACGACGACGGCCAGGAGAUCAUCGAGGAGGACGACGAAAGCGACCGACCGUCCGACUCCGCCUCGCCGAACUCCAACAGCAGCGCCAUGCAGGCGAAGCGGAAGAAAAAAACGCGAACCGUCUUCUCGCGGGCCCAGGUCUUCCAGCUCGAGUCCACCUUCGACCUGAAGCGCUACCUGAGCUCGUCGGAGCGCGCCGGACUGGCGGCCUCGCUGCGCCUCACCGAGACGCAGGUGAAGAUCUGGUUCCAGAACCGGCGGAACAAGUGGAAGCGCCAGCUGGCGGCCGAACUGGAGGCGGCCAACAUGGCGAACAUGGCGCACGCGGCCCAGCGACUCGUGCGCGUCCCGGUGCUCUACCACGAGGGCGCCACCGGUGGCUUCGUCGCACCGCCCCCGCACCCGCACUCCCAGCAGCUCUACUACACGACCUCGGCCGGACGGGCCGGUUCCCCGCCCCGGCCCCCGCUCUCCUCGCUGGUGUAA